Molecule: messenger RNA, 1794 nt
Organism: Colletotrichum godetiae
Lineage: Eukaryota; Fungi; Ascomycota; Sordariomycetes; Glomerellales; Glomerellaceae
Exons: 3
Coding region: 1-1794 (597 amino acids)
Molecular function (GO): NADP binding; N,N-dimethylaniline monooxygenase activity; flavin adenine dinucleotide binding
Source: RefSeq, a predicted model, not a curated record
AUGGCGCCAGGCGCGAUACUAGACCCGUCUACUGGUGCCACAAAUUCCCUUUUGGCGGCUGACAAUGACAUUCUGCGAACCAUCAGACCUCACUAUCUGAUAGAAGAGCAUCCAAUUGACGAACACCAAACUGUUCGAGCCAUUGUCGUGGGUGCCGGCAUCUCUGGCAUCACCGCUGGCAUUUUACUCCCCGCAAAGGUUCCCAACCUGGAUCUCGUAGUCUACGAAAGAAACAAAGAUCUUGGAGGUGUCUGGUAUAACAACGUCUACCCAGGUGUUCGGUGCGAUGUGCCCGCCCACGCCUACCAGGCUACGUUUGCUCCAUCAACAGAUUGGACUGAGGCGUAUGCCACUGGCUCCGAGAUUCAAUCUUACUGGCAAGGCGUAGCGGAAAGGUUCGACGUGCGGAAGUACAUUCACUUCAAGCACAGCGUUUCCUCUGCGGAAUGGUCUGAGGAAAAAGCCAAAUGGGUUGUCCAGAUACAGACAGACGACGGUGUAAUUACUGACGAGGCCAACUUCCUGAUUACUGCCACGGGUCACUUCAGCGACCCAAAACUUCCACAGUAUCCUGGCAUCGACAAGUUCAAGGGGCACUUGCGGCAUACCUCCAAUUGGGAUCCCAAGUUUGAUGCAAAGGGGAAGCGGAUCGCAGUCAUUGGGAACGGCGCUUCCGGACUACAAGUACUCCCUCAAUUGCAGAAGGUGGCUACUAGCAUCGACCAUUACGCUCGCAACAAAACUUGGGUCGCAGCUCCGAUCGGCGGGGAAGACUUGGCAGACUUUGUCGUAAACAAUAUCGAAGACGCGCGAUCAGACCCCGAGAAGUAUCUCAGCUUUCGCAAAGCCCUGGAGGGGAAGCUUUUCAGUCGCUUCGGAGGUAUCUUCAAGGACGGCCCUCAGAAUGCAGCGGCUGAAAAUUAUAUCAAAGAACUUAUGAGAGCGCGGCUAGGAGCUAAUUCCGAGCUUGCUGAUGAGAUUAUACCUGAGUUUCCAGUAGGCUGUCGGCGACUGACGCCCGGACCCGGCUAUCUCGAGGCGCUGAAUGCGGAGAACGUCAACUACAUUACCGACAGAAUCUUAGAGUUCACUGAAACCGGGAUUCGGACUGUGGAUGGCGCUCUUCGUGACGUUGAUGCUGUGAUUUGCAGUACAGGUCACGACAUCACAUUCAGCACCCAGUUCCCCGUUGUCUACAAGGGACUUGACCUUCAAAAGGCUUGGAGGCCUGGCGGAGAACCGGGAUUCCCAGACACCUAUCUAGGGAUGCUUGCCCCAGAGGUUCCAAACUUCAUUACAGUACUGGGACCAAAUGCCACUGGACCAGCAGGAACGCUGUGUCAUGCGGUCGAGAACCAGCUCACAUACGUUGCCAAAAUACUUCGCAAAUUUACAACCCAAGGUUUACGGACCAUAGCUCCGUCAACAGCUGCGACCCGUGAUUUCCGAGCCUAUACUGAAGCCUUCUUUCCUCGCACUGUCAUGAGUGAGCACUGCAGCUCCUGGUACAAUGGCGGGAUCAAGGGAGGGAGGAUUCAUGGUCUCUGGCCCGGCAGUGCUGCUCAUGUUGACCUGGUUCGGAAGGAUCCGAGAUGGGAGGACUUUGAGUACACCUAUCAGAACCCCCAAGGAAACAGGUUUGGGUGGCUAGGAAAUGGCUGGACCAAGAAAGAUGUUGCGGCUGCUCAUGGCGAGACUGAUGUGGAAUUAGAUCUGACUCCUUGGUUGGAGAAGGGUGCUUUAAGUGGUGAUGUAGACCUGAGAAGCUAUCAUGAGAAAUGGUGGGUGAGCUAG